AAACAGAAGACGGAGUUGAUAUCCAAGGAGCUGUUUGCGUAAUCCCCCAAUUCACAGGCGGUGGAUAACAUCAACGCAGAGGUUUCCAGUCCCCGGAGCUUGUGAGGUUGUGAAAUCGUUGGAAAUGUCCGCUAUCCACAACCGGAGCCAUACGAGCGCACGUCGCAGUGACUAUGUGUGGCAGUAUGAAUAUUACGACGACGAGGAGCCCGUGUCUUUUGAAGGACUUAAAGCGCACAGAUACUCCAUCGUCAUUGGCUUCUGGGUCGGACUUGCUGUGUUUGUCAUUUUCAUGUUCUUUGUUCUGACGCUGCUCACGAAAACAGGAGCACCACAUCAAGAAAACCCCGACUCUGCUGAAAAGCGCCAUCGACCAGGGAGCUGUAUUGUAGACAUUGACGGCCCCCAGGAUGAAAAUGACAAAGCCUUUUCUCGUCCGUUAUUAUCGGAAACCCGCUCUUACUUUCACUUCUACAUCAAUGAGGAGGAUCAGGGCCAAAAAAAGCAGAAAUCACAGGAAAAGUCAGUCGGUAAGCAACACGAGUCCUCGAACCUGCACAGAGCAAUUAACUCCUCGAGGAUCGAUGACAUGGAAGAGGAUGUUGAGGAAGCUGAGAGACACCAGCCUCUGGAGGGACUACUAGAGGACAGUAAAAGCGACAGAGAAGGGGCUUUCUUUUCCCAUUUCAACAUCCCUAAUUUUGUGAACUUGGAGCACAGUUCGAACCUCGGCGAGGAUGAUCUGCUGUAUGAGCCGUCUGUCAUACUGGAGCGCCAGUCUCACUCUCAGGAUGCUCACCGUGAAAUCCACUAA
Messenger RNA from Cheilinus undulatus (humphead wrasse), 814 nucleotides. Its product is annotated as melanocortin-2 receptor accessory protein 2A-like. Gene Ontology annotation, cellular component: endoplasmic reticulum; plasma membrane. Gene Ontology annotation, biological process: protein localization to plasma membrane; regulation of adenylate cyclase-activating G protein-coupled receptor signaling pathway. The record is from RefSeq and is a predicted model, not a curated record. NCBI's taxonomy places the organism in Eukaryota, Metazoa, Chordata, Actinopteri, Labriformes, Labridae. The transcript has 4 exons. The coding region runs from base 125 to 814 and encodes 229 amino acids. Gene Ontology annotation, molecular function: type 1 melanocortin receptor binding; type 5 melanocortin receptor binding; corticotropin hormone receptor binding.